This is a messenger RNA of Ectocarpus sp. CCAP 1310/34, 388 nucleotides long. The record is from the annotation of a GenBank genome assembly. NCBI's taxonomy places the organism in Eukaryota, Phaeophyceae, Ectocarpales, Ectocarpaceae.
UGGCGGGCGACUCCACGGCAAUUGCGGCAGCAUGUUUGGCGACAACGAACAGCACCGCAUCUGCAGUGCGUGCGUCGCCAAGGACGGCAAGCGCAAGGUGCCAACUGCUGACACCGGUGGAAGGGGACAAUCUAAUCGCCCGAAGGUCACGAAUGGGGGGAGUAAGAAGUCUCAGCCUUCUCGUAAGGGGCCUCGUGCGCAGCCGGAUUUGUACGCCAAGCUUGAGAUGCUGAAGCUCAUGGAUGCCAAGGUCACUCAUGAGCAGAAAGCGGACCGCUGCAGAGCAUCAGGGGACCUCUGCAUUGGAGACCGUUUCCCACAAAAAAGCAAGAGGAACAUCUGCACCAGGGAACCUCAACGCCCCCAUCGUUGGAGAACCGCUGCGUAG